Messenger RNA from Argiope bruennichi, 575 nucleotides. RefSeq names its product ribonuclease P protein subunit p21-like (gene Rpp21). The transcript is spliced from 5 exons. NCBI's taxonomy places the organism in Eukaryota, Metazoa, Arthropoda, Arachnida, Araneae, Araneidae. Gene Ontology annotation, biological process: tRNA processing. The coding region runs from base 123 to 575 and encodes 150 amino acids. The record is from RefSeq and is a predicted model, not a curated record. Gene Ontology annotation, cellular component: nucleolar ribonuclease P complex.
AAGCUGAUAAAUAAAUAAGCCUUUAAAAUACCCACCGUGUAUAUACUUUAAAAUCUGUUUUUCAAAAAAUUAAUAAAUAAGUUUAAAUUUUGUAAAAUUACUGUAAUUAGGAUUGGAAAAUUAUGGCAAAAAAUAAAAAAGGGCAAGACAAUUAUGAACGAAUUUGCUUUUUGUUUGAAGCAGCUUAUACUUUAAUGAUGGCUUGCCCAUCAAACAUAGGACUGAUUUGCAAUUAUGGUCAUAUGAUAAAAUUGUUAGCAAUGAGAACUCAAUCCAAGUUAGGACCUUAUAUCAAGAGACAAAUUUGUAAGAAGUGCCAUCUGAUAUUAAGGCCUGGCAUAACAUCAAAAGUACAAUUGAAAAGUUGCCCAAAGCGUACAGAAGUCACCUGUCUUUUCUGUGGAACAAAGAAAAGGUUUCAUAAUAAUCCAGAUUAUGUAUUAUUUUAUGAUAAAAUAAAACAAAGUUGUACUCUUUUGACAAAUGAUGGACGAAUUCUUAAUCGUUUUUCAUACAAUCCCAUACUCUUCACUGCCUGUACUGCUGGAAUGCGGAAGUCCGAGAAACAUUUCUAG